AUGGAUACACAAACUGGGAGAGGGGUAAGAAGAAGAAGACAAGAAUUGCUAGAUGUUGAUGAUGAUAAUGAUAUAAAUAAUAAAGAAGAAAGUGUACAAGUGACGCAACAGGAAUUUCCAAACACUAAUUCAACUACGGAAUCAACAAAACCUACAACCCCUCCUCUUCCUCCUCAACAAACACAUUAUAAAAGAUCCAAACUGAAAUAUUAUCAAUUUAAACAAGAACUUGAAGAAUUAGAGAUCCAAGAAGAUUUAUCACCAAAUCAACAAUCACGAUUAGAUUAUUUAAUAAAUAAACUAAACAAUUGGAAUAAGAAUAAAAACAACCACAACCAAAAUGAAUAUUAUAAUUUACCAUCAUUGCAACAAUCAAAAAAUGAACUAUUACAUCAAAGACAACAACAAAAACAACAACAACAACAACGACAACAAUCAUUUCAACCAUCAAGGAUGAAUUGGGAAGAUGAACAAUUUAAACGAGCUGAUCAAUUAAUUUUACAAAAUGAUGAUAAGAUAUAUAUAAAUGAUGAUAAAGAAUAUGAAUUUGUUUUUGAUCAAUCACAAUUUGUCAAUUAUGAUGAAAAAGAAGAAGAAGAAUUACCUGGUGAUGAAGAAGACGAGGAAGGUGAUAGAAAUAAUAACUCGGCUUCCAUUAAUGCUAAAUACGAUGAAGUUAGAAAAUCAUUACCGGUAUAUUCAUAUCGUGAAGAAUUUUUAAAAAUUAUUAAUGAAAAUCAAACAUUAAUAGUAGUUGGAGAAACAGGAUCAGGUAAAACCACUCAAUUACCACAAUAUUUAUAUGAAGCGGGAUAUUCACAAAACAAUCGAAUAAUUGCUUGUACUCAACCUAGACGAGUGGCAGCUACUAGUGUGGCUAAAAGAGUUGCUGAUGAAAUGCAAGUUAAAUUGGGUGAACAAGUAGGUUAUAAUAUUAGAUUUGAUGAUAAUUGUAAAGAUGGCAUUACUAUGAUAAAAUAUGUUACUGAUGGUAUGCUUUUAAGAGAAUUUUUACAAGAUCCAACUCUUGAGAAAUAUUCUGUUAUAAUGAUUGAUGAAGCUCAUGAAAGAACAUUAUCUACAGAAAUUUUAUUAAGUUUAUUAAAAGAUAUUAUCAUGACCACAACCAGGAAAAAUGAUUUAAAAAUUAUUAUUGCUAGUGCCACCAUUAAUGCUGAAAAAUUUUCCAAAUUUUUUAAUAAUGCUCCAAUUUUGAAUAUUCCAGGAAGAAGAUUCCCAGUCAAAAUCCAUUAUACAAAGCAACCAGAAGCAAAUUAUAUUCAAGCAGCAAUAACAACGAUAUUUCAAAUUCAUAUGACUCAACCAUUACCUGGAGAUAUAUUAGUAUUUUUAACUGGACAAGAUGAAAUUGAAACUAUGGAAGAAAUAUUACAUGAUCUGAUAGUUAAACUUGGUGAUCAAAUCAAUCCCAUGAUGGUUUGUUCUAUAUAUGCUAAUUUACCUCAAGAAUUACAGCAAAAAAUUUUCCAACAAACCCCGACCAACACCAGAAAAAUUGUUUUAGCAACCAAUAUUGCCGAAACUUCAAUUACCAUUGAUGGUAUUUCUUAUGUUAUUGAUCCAGGUUAUGUUAAACAAAAUGUAUAUAAUCCAAUAACUGGAAUGGAAAGUUUAGUGGUGGUACCAUGUUCACGUGCCAGUGCUGAUCAACGAGCUGGUAGAGCUGGUAGAGUUGGUCCAGGUAAAUGUUUCCGAUUAUUUACUAAAUGGUCAUUUUAUAAUGAAUUAGAUUUGAAUCAACAACCAGAAAUUCAACGAGUUAAUUUGACAUCAGUAAUUUUAUUAUUAUUAUCAUUAGGAAUUAAUGAUUUGCUUGGAUUUGAAUUUAUGGAUCCACCAUCAAAACAAGCAAUAAUUAAGGCGUUAAAUUUAUUAUAUGCUCUUGGGGCAUUAAAUUCACAAGGUAAAUUGACUAAAAUUGGCAAGAAAAUGAGCGAAUUCCCUCUUGAUCCCAUUUUCACCAAAUGUAUUUUAACUAGUGAUAAAUUUGAUAAUACUAAACAAAUUAUUAGUAUAAUUGCGAUGUUAAAUGAAUCAUCAAAUUUAUUUUAUCGACCUAAAGAUAAGAAAGAAUUAGCUGAUAAGAGGAAACAAGAAUUUAAUGAUUCCCAAGGUGAUCAAUUUAUGUUAUUGAAUAUAUGGCAACAAUGGGUUGAUUCCGGAUAUUCAGUACAAUGGUGUCAAGAUUAUUUUAUUCAAUAUAAAACAAUGAAACGAAUUAAAAAUAUUUAUGAACAAUUGAUUAGAUUGAGUAGAAAAAUCGGCAUUGAAGUGAAUAAUCAUCAACAUCCCAAAGAAAGCAACAACAACGACAACUGUACUUUACUAACAGAAUGUUUAAUUAGUGGAUUUUUCAAUAAUAUUGUUAAAUUGUCUCCCAUGGGGGAUUGUUAUCAAAAAUUGACUAAUGGCAAAAAUGGUAAUAACAAUACACCAUGUUAUAUUCAUCCAUCUUCAUGUCUAUAUAAAUUAAAACCUAAACCCAAAUAUUUAUUAUAUUAUGAAUUGGUAUUGACUAGUAAAGAAUAUAUGAGAAAUUGUAUUAUAUUGGAUGAAAAGUUAAUUAAACAGUAUCUAUAG
This is a messenger RNA of Candida dubliniensis CD36, 2601 nucleotides long. RefSeq names its product DEAH-box RNA-dependent ATPase. Gene Ontology annotation, molecular function: RNA binding; ATP hydrolysis activity; ATP binding. Bases 1 to 2601 code for a protein of 866 amino acids. The record is from RefSeq and is a predicted model, not a curated record. NCBI's taxonomy places the organism in Eukaryota, Fungi, Ascomycota, Pichiomycetes, Serinales, Debaryomycetaceae. Gene Ontology annotation, cellular component: intracellular anatomical structure; catalytic step 2 spliceosome. The transcript has a single exon.